GUGCGGGAGAGUUUGAGAAGGAAGAAACAUGUAGGGAACAGAGUUGGGACCUAGUGCCCGGGCUAUUAUCUACGUGUGGGUUUUUAUAGGAGGACUCGGGGUGGAAGGAGAAGAAAUUAGUAUAACAGUAGGGGGCACCGACAGGAGGUCAUUGGGAAUCUUAGGUUAAUCGAUCUUCCUGGGGGUGGAGGUGGGAUACCACCUGUGUUGAGUUUAUGAUGUGAUGGCGUUAGUGGACCGUGGUUCUUUGAGAUUUUCUUUUAAAAUGACAGUACUGUACUCAGAGCUCAGAGUUGCUUUAGUGGGGCCAAGAGGAGUUCCCAUGUACUGUAUUCUGAUUAGAAAAAUUGAUAUACAAGGAGUUAUGCUGUAACUGUUAUAGUGGAGGAAGUAAAAGUGACUUAGGACCCCCCAAUUGCCACAUUAUAACUUUGUUUUUAAAGUUAGGGAAGCCUGAGCAACUGCUCACACCCUGCAGUGGAGAGGGAGGAGGGGUGGGUUAGGAAUACCAUGAAAUACUGAUAUGCUCAGAAAUGUCCCCAAUUGUAUGCAUCUCUAGAUCAGGUUCCUGUCAUUUGCUGGACUAGUAUCUUUUUGUAAACAAAGAAGUUCACAAGAGCUCUUUAUUUAAGUUCUAACUUAAAUACAGGAAAGUUCUAUAUUGUGUAUAUAACAGUGCUUCCAAAACUCAUAUGGUUUCCCUACCCCAUCUUGGAUUAAAAUUUAAUGCAUCUUUCACCCUAUACUCAGAUGCAUGUCAGUGAUCCUUCUUGUGUCAUAGUCUAGUGCAUCAUGGUUACUGUCUCUUUCUGUUUAGUUAUCUUUGUUGGUGUUUCUAGGAAGACCAAGCACUUGCCAGUUGUACAAUGGACUAUGGCAAGGACUUACCUGUAGUCUCCAUAUGCUGAGGGAUAUAGACAGGUGUAGGCAUCCAAUAUGGUGACUUAAUUCUUUCAAGACACAUUUCAGCCUCUCUCAUGACACAUUAGAUGCUCCAGUAUGCAGUUUGGGAAUCAGUGAUGGCAAGGUGUGAAUAUAUUCACUUAAGAAGAGAGCUGAGAAAGGAACUUACUUAUUUGCCAUAUUUAUAGGCCUCCCUUUGAUAAAGGUGUCAGGGUUGUUCACAGCCAGAAAAGCUCAGUCAGUAGAGUAUGGGUCAAAUAGCUAUAGUCAACCUACAAACUUGAGCUACUGGUUUUGAACAGACUAAAAUUUUCAUGAUCAAGCAACAGCCCAAGUUUUUUAUGCUUACUAUAGAUGUUUGACUAAUAUUUUGAGAUAAAGAGCUGAAAUUUAACAUGGAAUUAAUAAUUUUUGUACCACUGAAGGAUUUCCCCCUGUAAUUGUAUUGCUAUUAGAUUACUUAGCACACAGGACAAAAUAUUAGAAAGUGUGUUGAUAACAUGUAUAAGUUUGUCAUAAGCAACAUGUUGUUGUUUAGCCAUUUAGUUGUGUCCGACUCUUCGUGACCCCAUGGACCAGAGCACACCAGGCACUCCUGUCUUCCACUGCCUCCUGCAGUUUGGUCAGAUUCAUGUUGGUAGCUUCAAGAACACUGUCCAAUAGAAUGUAUAUUGCAAUGAUAGUGACAUUGAAAAGAUUAAGAAUAUUUUAAAAUCUGAUUUCUAAUCAUUUGGCAGUAGAUUAUUCUAGCUGUAUAGUCUGUCUCUGAAUAAGGCACUUACCUGUGUGGCCAAAGUGAAAUUGCCAGGGCGAGAGUGAAAUGAACAAAAAAUCUAAAUCAUAAAUAUUUUCUGACAAGCCAAUAGCUUAAUAUGUUGAUCAGAGUUUAUGAUAGUCAUUCUAUAGUUGGAGCAAAUAAAUUAUAACAACUGAGACUUAAGCAUGCACAGCUCAAAGUUUUGGUGCAGACACAGGGAUCUUACCUGUGCAGGUAGGUAGACUCUACCCCAUUCAGUAUAGUUCCUGGGAUAUCUCUGUCCCUACAUUUGUCUCUAUAAUGCAUGCAUUUGCCUGCUGCUGGAGCAGAAUCCAGAAGUAGCUAUGCCACUGAGAAAGGGAGAAGAUUGCCCUUUAAAGUCAGUUAGAGGAGGAAAAGUGUGAAGCUCAUCUGUUCCUCACUGCUUUUAAAGUUGAAUUACCCCUGGAGCAUGGGAGCUACUUCAACACUGUCGUGAUCUGGAGUGCCUUGAUAAUGUGCACAAACAAAAAUCAUGUGAGUGGAUGAAUGCUUAUUUAUUUAUUUUGACUGUUUAUGUCCCACCUUUAAAUCAAAACAGUUUUCAAGGCAACUUACAAGCAGGAGGUAACAAUACAAACCCCCCCCCCCCCAAUUCACACAUACAAUCUAGCAGCUGCUGGAUGGGACCAGAGCUUGCUUUUCAUCAGCUCUCUGGUCUCAGGGCAACUGGCAAUUGAAGUUGAGUGUUCUUUCUAGAAGCAAGGGGGAGGGAGGAAGCAAAUUCCGGCAGCUGCUCAUUUUCUGUCUGAUGAAUGGGGACAGACUGGUUUCCCUUUUGCCUUACUUCCUGUGAGGCAGGGGGUGCAGUUUUCCAAUGGCCCCUGCUGUCCUGGCCAGAGACAAGAGUGGGAUUCUCUUCCGUUUUCUCGUCCUAUGGCAGCUCCUUGUAUUACAUGAUCUCUGCUGAGAAUGAAAUAGGAAUGUGGUUGUUUCUUAUCCUAGUGCAGUGUUUCUCAACCUUUUUUGGGCCACGGCACACUUGUUCCGUGAAAAAAAUCACGAGGCACACCACCAUUAAAAAAGUUAAAAAAUUUAACUCUGUGCCGCCCUAUAUUAUAAUUAUGACUGUAAGAAACACUUGCCAAAUAUUGCUUUCCGGCGGGUCAGCGUUGCGUAUUGGCGGCUGCCAGGCUCGUUUGCACUGAGCUUUGGGAAAGAGGAGGAGAAAUAUUGCUUUCCGGCGGGUUAGUGUUGUGUAUUGGCGGCCGCCAGGCACGUGACAAUGCAAAUCGCCCUUCUCGUCGCCGCACGUCGCGGCACACCAGCCAGCGUCUCGCGGCACACUAGUGUGCCGCGGAACAGCGGUUGAGAAACGCUGUCCUAGUGGUGUGGGAAGUAAUUAUAUUAUCCCAUGUACCCACGUGGUUCUUGUAUGUACAUAGUACGUACUGGGGUUUUGUGAAUCCAGGAUAUAGACAUGCAGUUCCAAUAUUGUAAUUCUAAUGUUUGAAUUAGUCUUUAAUAUCCAAUAAAGAACAAAGAGCAGAUUCAGUUUUGAGCCACUUUUCAAAUCGGCUCACCUGGUGCAAGAUGUCCGGGGGUGGGGCGAUGGUAAGAGGAUGUUUUAGCACCUACAACUAGUUGUGGGUUUAAUGUGAGUGUAAUGCUUUCUGGUUCCACUUUCCAUUGUGGUUUUGUGGCUUGGAUGUAGCUUCUUUUCAAUCCUGAGUCUAGAAGCUGGAAGUGGAGAUUACACUGUGUAUGCAUAGCUGCCAAGUUUUCCCUUUUCUCACGAGGAAGCCUAUUUAGCAUAAGGGAAUUUCCCUUAAAAAAGGGAUAACUUGGCAGCUAUGUGUGUAUGUUACCAUUGGUUAGUAGGUUAUGUGUGUAUGAUUAGUUAGGGGAGGUUUCUGAUAACCCUCCCAUGUAUUCAGAGACUAUGUGAGGUGGAUUGUGGGGCUGCAUGAGCUAAUCCUGGCUCUAUUGCAGCAUCUAGCAGCCCUCUACCCCCCCCCACUUUACUAUGUGAAAGGAGGCUUGCUGUGCAUACUGAAAUAAUAAUAAUAAUAAUAAUAAUAAUAAUAAUAAUAAUAAUAAUAAUUAAUAAUAUAGUUAUUUAUUUGCUACCCAUCUGACUGGGUUACCAACAAAAUAUGUAACCACAGUAAAACAUCAAGCGUGUGCAUAAAGGUCCUCCACAUAAGUUGGGAUCUUGAUGCACAGAUGUUGGUAUAUUUGUAGAGCCCCUUCUCCUGUGUGCUAAUUGCAGGUGAGUGGACCUUCCUGCUGUGUAAUUGGCAAGAGGCAAUUCCUGCUCAUGUGGUUCUGCAACCCCCUUAACUUUGAACACAUGGGGAGAGUCAUUGAACUAACCCCCCACCCAAUUGAAUAGCCAUUUCUGAUCUAGGCUUUCUAAAUAUUUAUUCAGUGCACUUCUGUUUAGGUCACAUCCUGUCUUUCUGAAAUCUUGUAUGCUUAUUUUCACACAUUUGUGUGAGGGAGAUAGUGUUGAUGAAUGCCUAAUAAUGUACCCCAUUAACCUUAAGAAUGUUUACAAAAUAUUGUCACAAGAGUGACAGAAUCAUGGUCCUUCCCUAAUUAAGAAGCAUUUCUUCAGUAAGAAUAGAUACUAGCUUCUUAUAUGGUAUAGUGGAACUAGAACCAAGGUCUGUAUCCUUCCUACCUUGUCGGAUGCUCCACAGUCUAAUUUACCAGAUUGUAGAGGUAGAGGAGGUUUUGUACUCAUUAAAAAGGACAAAACAAAAAAGGACAAGGCAUACACUUGGUUUCUCUAGUGGAAUGAGACAAGGGUAGUGUACGUGAGAUGUUAAAAGGAGAAACAAAAAUUCAAAUAUCGUUUAUGGAGAAUCCAGAUGCACCUCCAGGAUUUUUGUUUUACACACUAGCCUCAAACUUAAGAGUAAUGUAAGUCUUUCAGUAUGCUUUAUGUAGAAUAAAAAGGUUUUAUUGAAGGUGACUUAUGAAUUUCAACUCUUUCUGUUUUGUUCUGGGUAGUCCACAAAAGCAACAAAAAGCUAUUAUGUGCUUGAUGUUUUUUGCCUUACUCUCAAACUUCUGAUAUAAAACUUCUGAAUUCUACACUGCACUUUGAUCCACAUUUCAGGCUAUCACAUCUCAUUUUGCACGUGGGAAUCCUUUUAGAGAAUGAAAUUUGAGAAUGACUUAUGUGGCCAUGUCUUCAUUAUUGCAGGCUUUUUGUAAGAAGAUGUUUAUAGUAGUUUCUUGUAGAAUAUGUGUGACUUCUGGUUUGUGCUGUUGGGUUAUAUGCCAGAUGUAAAUGAACCUGAUGAAAAUGGAGUGUUUUAAAGUUGCCUUGCUGAAAUUAACUCUUUUAAAGCAGAUCUGGUUAAUCCAUUUUAACUUAAGAAUGAUGAUUUAGACACCUUUUAAAAUUAUUACCGGUAGCAUGAGGCAAGUAGGAUUUUGACAAGUUGCUACAUUGGUAUAGACUUCUCAUAAUUCUUGUAACAAUGCUCUUGUGUAAAACACUUUUCAGUGAUAAUGUGAUCAUAGCAACCCUAUAAAGUUGUAUGUACCACUUUUAAGAAAGGGGCUGUAGUUUAGAGAGAUUUGCUUCCCAGUGUCUCUUAGUGAACCCAUGACUAAAAUGAGGGGGAAAGUAAAAUGAUGAUUGAGACAUGGCUUCUUGAUUUAUUUUAUUUAGAUGUGAGGAUCAGUUCUUGUUUAUUCAAGAUCUUGCUUGCAAAAACAGAGUGGAAAUUGGGAUUUCUUAUACAUUUACAAUUAAUAUUCACAGUAAAUGGUGGCUUGAAUUGAAGUUUUGAAGAGUAUAAAAGUCCCAAGAGAAUAUAUUUGGAAGUACAACUUGGUUUUUAAUGUGAAUGAUGCCAUCAUUGGUAGGCUAUAAAAUUGAUUCCCUCAGAAUAGAAUCCUUUUCAUUGUGACAGAAGUCCUACUAAGUAAUCCUUAUAGCACAGUUUUUCAGUCAUUUUGGGUCCACGGCUCCCUUGACCAACUACAUUCUUUCCGCAGCACCCGUGUGGGGCUCAGGAGCCCAGUUAUGUCACACCUUGCCUGCCAAGCUGGCAGCCUCUCACCCCUCCCUUGUGGAGUGUUCCCCCAGCCUCCUCUCUUUUCCCCUCUCCUUGGGAGUCCUCUGGGCACCUGCAGCUGCUGCCCCUGGUCUCUGAGCUGCCCUCCCCCCGCCACCCCAAAGAGAGGUGCCUCCUCUCACUGCCUCACAGGGGCCUGGGAAGCACCCCCUGGUCAGCUCCACACACACCAUUCACCUGGGAGCUUGUAGCCAGGGCUGCCGCAACAAACUCUGCAAGCCUUUGGGAAGCAGAGAUGUGAGAAGGCAUCAGAUGAAGGGAGGGAAGGAAAGAGGGACAGAGGCCAGUAUUGCCCAUGGCACCCCUGAACAUCAUUCAGGGCACCCCAGGGUGCCAUGGCACACUGAUUGAAAACCACUGCCUUAUGGCUCAGUCUGCAAGAAGCAACACCAGAGAGCUUUUCAUUGUAUGUAUUUGAUUUGAUAUUAUGAGCAGGUGUACUUUGUUUGCUGUUCUUAUUGCUUAUAGUAUUACAGUAAUGUAUAUCAGUUAGCCAGUUAAUUAACCUCCAUGUGUUCAUAAAGCAAAGCAAGGAGUUCAUAUCCUAUUUCAGAUCUUGCUUCCUUUCAGGGCAUGUAGUGGUGGUCCAACAGAAUGAAAGAAUAAAUAAGGUGAUGGUUCAGAGAGUGGCGGUUUUCCUUUGAUAAGCUAGAGUAGGGGUGGGGAACCUAAGGCCCUACAGAGGUUGUUGGAAUACAGUUCCCAUCAUCCCUGACAAUUGGCAAUGCUGUCUGGGUCUCAUGGGAGUUGGAAGUCUAUUACCUUCUGGAUGACCCCAGGUCCUUCAUCCCUGAGGUAGAGGCUGUUAGCAGAAGAUACUGUUUUUAUCAGUCGUUUUUUAAUCUCAUUAGUUUUCAAAAGCAGGAGCAAUCAUUUCUGCUUCUGCUUCUUGGGGAUCAACUUAAAACUUUGUGAUGAAUUUUUUUGCCUUUUUUGUUAGAGAAUGGGCAUAUUUUAUAACAAAAAGAAAUUACUUACGUGCAUCAGUUGGGGUGGAAGUCUUUUAGAAAGCAAUUUUCAAAGGGAAAUGAAGAGAAGUUAUUAGCAUCUGAGCACUUGGGUAAAAACUAGAACAUUUUGAUACCUUAAAGUAGAAAAUAUUUCAUGAGUUACAGGGGCAUAAGGGUUUGAAUAAGGGUGAGAGGUCUGUUUAACAUAGAUAGAAAUCGAAGAGCAUAAAUUAUGUUAUUGUCUUUAGAUUAUCCUAGUCACCUCUUAUGGUUUAAAAUGCUGUUACUAAACUUGAUUUUGAGAGUAUAGCAACAUCAUGGCCUUUAAAUCAAGUCUUUAUACUGUGAUCAGACCUGGAAACAUCACAGAUAAAAGGUUUCCUAAGCAUCUAGGAAUAUGAAAUAUUUGAGCGGCAUUGGUGCCUAAAAGAAGUGGAGUUUGGUGCACAUCAGCCAGGUGCAAUCUUGGAACAUAGACAUUUGAUGCUGGCUUUGAAAAAUUAGAGCUUUGCCCCUGAGUACUUUAAGUACAUUUCAUGUAUAUCUAUGAUUGUGAAGCACUGGGGUAGUUUGUUGAUGAAGCCAUGGGUUUCGCUUUCUGGAAGGAAUGAAGGCUAUUGACCAGAACACUGCUGUGCAAGGGAAUUGUUGAUUAACAGAGCAAGAACCAUAGCUGUUUUUCAUGUUAGAAGCACUAGGGAUGUGAAACCUGUGGAAUUGAUUCCUUACUGUUUGACGCAUCACAUUUUCACCUUGUCUGUCCCCUUUGUUGGUUUCUUGCCACCUCCACUCUUUAUCCUGAAAUUGAUUUGAAUAUGAGUUAUUUUCAUUUUGAUGAUUUGAUUGUUUCUGUUGUGAUUUAUCGUGUUUUUUUCUUCCUUUUCCCAAUCCAGUUAUUGUGAUCACUCUAAGCCCUGCUCCCGCUCCAUCCCAACGUGCAGCUGCAGUAGUUGCUUAGCACCUUCCUUUCCUGAUGAUGUCAAAGCACUUUCUGAAGACAGCAUUGCAGCUUCCCUUAGCCAACGAUGGAAGCAGCCGUUCCACCUCUUUGGACAGCUCGCCCCAGCAUCAUCACACUCAUCCGUCACGCCCCCGAAACUUUCUGGGCCUGCCUCCUCAGCCCCCCUUCCACAUGAACAAGAGCAUGGAGAGUAUAGAGAUUGAUCAGAAACUGCAGGAAAUUAUGAAGCAAACGGGUUACUUGACCAUCGGAGGGCAGAGAUACCAAGCAGAAAUCAAUGACCUGGAAAAUCUGGGUGAGAUUGGAAGUGGGACGUGUGGACAGGUGUGGAAAAUGCGUUUCAAGAAGACUGGACACAUCAUAGCUGUGAAGCAAAUGCGUCGUUCUGGUAACAAAGAGGAGAACAAGAGGAUUCUGAUGGACCUGGAUGUGGUGUUGAAGAGUCAUGACUGUCCUUACAUUGUUCAGUGCUUUGGAACUUUCAUCACAAAUACUGAUGUUUUUAUAGCCAUGGAGCUAAUGGGCACAUGUGCAGAGAAGCUGAAAAAACGAAUCCAAGGGCCUAUCCCUGAGAGGAUCUUGGGAAAGAUGACUGUGGCGAUUGUCAAAGCACUCUACUAUCUGAAAGAGAAGCAUGGUGUCAUCCAUAGAGAUGUGAAGCCUUCAAAUAUCUUGUUGGAUGAGAGGGGGCAAAUCAAAUUGUGUGACUUCGGAAUCAGUGGGAGGCUGGUGGACUCGAAAGCCAAAACCCGGAGUGCUGGUUGUGCAGCAUAUAUGGCGCCUGAGAGAAUAGAUCCUCCUGAUCCCUCAAAACCAGAUUAUGAUAUCCGUGCAGAUGUUUGGAGCCUGGGCAUCUCUCUGGUUGAGCUGGCUACAGGUCAGUUCCCCUACAAGAACUGUAAAACAGAUUUUGAAGUCCUCACCAAGGUGUUGCAGGAAGAUCCUCCCCUUCUCCCAAACAACAUGGGAUUUUCUGUGGAUUUCCAGUCCUUUGUGAAAGACUGCCUUACUAAAGAUCACAGGAAGAGACCAAAGUACAACAAGCUACUUGAACAUAACUUCAUCAAGCGUUAUGAGACACUGGAAGUGGAUGUGGCAUCCUGGUUCAAAGAUGUCAUGGCUAAGACAGAGUCACCCCGCACGAGUAGCAUCCUUAGCCAGCACCACUUGCCAUUCUUCACCAGGUAGCCAUGUAGAGUGGCUAUUGGGCCAAGGAAGGACCCCUUGGCAGACAGAGCUUGCAAGGUGGGGCAAGAGAGAGCACCACAACAGACACCUGCCCUCACAACAGCAACUCUUCAGUGGCAUGAAUUGUUUGCUUCACCUGCUCAAAUCACCCUUGCCCAUGUUGUCUUUUCCUUCAGUAUUGCCAUGAAGAGAUGGGGUGGCUGUCUGGUCUUUCGGGAAUGUGGGUGUGUUCUAGAGCCUUUGGCAUUUGUGGCACCAGGCAGCCCAAGAAUACAAAGCCUCUUCCAGCCUGUGCUUGUUAUCUUUCUGUGAUAGAGCGCCGGCCAUCAGGAGUUGCCACGAAGUGACAGCUGCUCCCUGCUUGCCUCUCUCCACCUUGUCUGGAGGCUCAACAGUGACCCUUGCUCACGCACUGUGAACAGACACAAAACACACAAAAGGAAAAAGAAGAUAUUUUUUUUACCACUUAUUUAUUAAGUUUGGACUUGUGGUGCUGCGGGCUGCCUGCUGCACCCGUUCACCCAUCCCUGCGUUAUUAAUGUCUGUUUUUGUUUUUUGUUUUUUCAUUUGUGUUUUUGGGAUUGUAUUUGCUGAGGGGGAAUGGGGCUGGACGUAGAUGGGUCGUCUGCUGCUUUAGAUUCUGAGCUUAGCUGUUGCUGUUGUCUUGGUUUCAUUUUUUCUUAGGGCUUGGGGAGACAGGAAAGUGUAGGUUUGAGAAUUAUUCUCAUCCAAGAGUAGCUCAGUUAAAGUGAUUUUUUCCCUCUUCAAUUCUUUUUGAACUCAGGGGUUCCUAUCUUUUGUUUUGAGCGUGAACAAAGUUUUGUCAGUGAUGUUUUAUUUACCAAAGUGUGUGUUUGGUGCUAGGAUAAAUGCUUGUUCAUUUUCUUCCAGUAUUUAAGAAAAGGAAAAGCAGAACUUAAAAGAUAAUCCUGGCAUCAAGAAAGCCAUUUUUUAAAAAAGAUUCAGCCCAAAUGAUUCUUACUGCUGUGUCUUAGGGAUUCUUUAAUAUAUUUAAAUAGUAACACAUUUAUUCCCUCUUGUGGACUUAAUUGACUCGAUUCUUAACUGGUCAUAAGUGUGUAUCUCCAGUUGAGGAUUGGUCAGAAUUUGCUCUUUGGAGAUCAUGGGCUAGAAUCUGCACUGUCUGUCUAGAUGCUCAGACUUAAUGAAAUCUCAGAGGCGGGAUUCUAAAUUAUCCAAAAGGCUUGGAGGAUGAAGGCUGAGCACCCUCCUCAAUCCUACUCUUUCAGAAUAAAGCUUUUUUCUGCUAGUGUUUUUCACAGGAUAAGAAGCCAGAAGGGACAGAAUUCCAGUCAACUCUAAUUGACAGGCAUUCCCAAAGUGAUGGGGACAUGCUGUAGGCACCAAGGUCUCUGGGUCAUUGAAGUUGUCAUUUAAACCUUUAGGGACAACAAUUGCCACCAUCAGCUUUGGGAAUGAGAGGUGGUCAGAGACUUUGGGAAUGAAUCCUGGUUUUCUUCUUGAGUCAAUUCUGCCAAUAACAAUUGCAUUUCAGGUAGUCCAGAGGUUAAAGCACAGUCUUGAAACUCUGACUUUUAACCCGAAGGUGAGGCUUAUUCCUGCUUUCUCUUGCUAGCAAAGGUUGGAGUACCAUAAUCUUCGCUCUUGUCUCAAUCCUAUGGAUGUUUGGGUUAGUGUGUUUACUUGUGGCGCAGGCAUGAAAAGGCGCUAUGAUGAUGCACUGCACUGUCAGAUGCUUUGCUGUGGCCAUACUAUACUAGAUGUAUAGAUCAACUUCAUAAACCCAACACACACACGCACACAGAAGUUUUAGACUAAAGUCAUAACAGUACUUGGGAUGUCCUGAAAAGGAGAUGCUCCUGUGGUCAUUGAUGAUGCUGGGCUGUCUGCUUAGUACAACUCCUUGAGACGUGAUUCCAUCUAUAUUCUGGCUGUUUCCAAGGGGGAGCUCCUAUAUUGUAUUAUGUUUCCAAGGGGAGCCAAAAUUAGGUAUAUUCAGUGGCAGAAUUAGUGGAGGGAGGAGCAGUUAUAGCGUAAUCCAUGUUCAGGCAUGUCCUACAAAGUGCUUAGGGCUGCUGGGCAACCUGCCAGAAAGUCAGACCAGACCAAGGGGGUCCUUUGAAGAUGGGGCAGUGCACUUGCUUGUCUUGUGAAGAAGUUGGUGGGUGUUUUCUGUGACUGAUUGGAUUUUUAGAAUGGAUAGUUGCUAACAAAAUGAGGCAAGUUACCAAAGAGCUUGGAGGACAUGGAAAAUUCAUUUCCUGAGAGGGUGGAGGUCUUCAGACUGGGACAUAGUUACAACACAGUGUGGAAGUUCAGUUAUUCUGCUGACCUCAGUAGUGACUAUUAAUGUGGCAGCAUUUUUCGGAAUAUGAAGGAAGGCAAUUUCAUUUGCACAUAGGCUUUAUGAGUAGAUGGUUUUGUGCCUAAAAGAAAAUGUAUGGAGUGUAUUAUAUGAAAAGACAUUUGCUGUAUGGGAGAAAGUUGGAAGUGAGGAGCUGGUGGAAGUGAAGAGCUGGUGAAAACUAAAGGGCAGUGAGCAGAGACAGAAAGUUUCAGAUUUAAGAUACUAUUGAAACAAUGAGUGAAUAUUAAUGGUUUUUAUGGAAGUGGAGUAGGAAAAGCAAUGAAGUUUACCUAUGGGUGUCUAAUGAAAAACAGAAGGUGGUGCUGCGGUGCAGGUUUAAGAAAUGCCUAGCCUCCAAGAUGAAUUCCUUUAGUAUUGUGGAGGCUUUAACAAGAUGUUUAUUUAGCCUCUUCUGUGAACUUUGGCUAUGAUGUCUUCCUAAACCCUCCAGAAUUUUAAGAAAAUCUGAGUGUCUUCCAAAUACAUGCCACAGUUUGAAAGUAGCUGGAAAAUAGUGUGCUAAACCAUAGUUCGAGAACCAGGAAGAAACAACAAACUCACACACUUACCUUUCCCGUUAGUGAUCUGAUCUUUUUAGAGUAAACUACAGUUUCCCAUUGGAUCUGAAAUAGUAAACUGAGCUGUUACAGUUCUCUAACAGUAAUAAUAAACCAUGGUUUGAUCCUGGUUAGUAAAAUAAUAGUUUGCCAUUUCAGACAUAAUGGGGAAUUGCAGCUGAAACUAAGCAGGAUCUCUGCACCAACACAGGGUGGGGGUAAAGGGGAAGAAUGCAUACCUGAUGUUUGCUGCCUUCCUAAACUUUGAUUUAGAGAGUCAGUAAUGUACCUCCAGACAUGGUUUUGAAUUCAAGAUAUUGAGUAGUGCUUUGCAAAAAAUAAAUAAAUGGGUGGUUCUGCAUAGACACAAGACUUUGUUAUCUUCAACAGCAAGAUCUUUUUGCCGUAUUGGAAGCUCUUUGGGUAGAGACAUAGUAGAAAUGCAGUUUUGUGUUUCACUUGAGCAAAAUAACAAGAAAGCUCAUAUUAAGACCACUUGGAGAUAUCAUCUAUCAGGGGGUGAAGGGCAAUUGAUACAAGAAUGAUCCCAUAAAGAUGCAGAUUUGAAGAAGAGGAAGAAGAAGAAGAAGAAGAAGAAGAAGAAGAAGAAGAAGAAGAAGAAGAAGAAGAAGAAGAAGAAGAAGAAGAAGAAGAAGAAGAAGAAGAAGAAGAAGAAGAAGUGGAGGAGGAGGAGUAGUUUGGAUUUGAUAUUCCGCUUUAUCACUACCCGAAGGAGUCUCAAAGCGGCUAACAAUCUCCUUUCCCCUCCUCCCCCACAACAGACACCCUGUGAGGUGGGUGGGGCUGAGAGACUUCAGAGAAGUGUGACUAGCCCAAGGUCACCCAGCAGCUGCAUGUGGAGGAGCGGAGACGAGUCUACCGCUCUUAACCACUACACCACACUGGCUCACAUUUGAGAUGUCACUUGCACAAAAAAUGGUUUGGAGAAGAGUAAAGCAUGCUUUCUAGGACAUCUUCCACAAGAUGACAAGAAGAGCAGUACACUGUCAAAAUAUUGAACUGCCUAGAGAAGGAGUGGGGAGAGGGCAAAAACCUUUAUAGCAGAGGACAGGGUAGAGUGUCUGAAAGAUAUAAUGAGAAACUCAUAGGAGAACUAAAGCCCUGGUGACCAGUAGGACAGUUGCAGUAGUCUUCUCCGUGGAUGAUCAGGGUGGCCUGUCUUUCUCAGUGAUAGACACUCACCUUUCUGCUUGCUUUUGCACAGUCCAGCAAUUACGGAGUUAAUCACCACUUUUGAGAAUUCAUCUUGGAAAGUAGGCUGGUAGUCAUCAAAGGUCUGGGCGUGUCUUUCAUGUCUUUUGUCGGGGGAAGUGAAGCACCUUGGGUAGAGAAUGCUGGAGCAGGUGAGUGAGCAGAGGAGGUACUGGAAGUGUGAAAAGUUGGACUUGAGAUCCAGGUGGAAAAACAGCAUGUGCAAGUUGAGAACGGCACUGGGCUGUGUGUAGAAGAAAGUGGUGUUUAAAAUUGGAUGUCAAGUUAAUGUGCAGAGUGUACUGGGAAGUACAGAAGGUGUGGGAAAGAGUAAAUAGAAAGGGUUAGUAGAAGCAGUCCAAUGGGAGCUGUUUUAUCGCCUUGUCCUGAAAGCUGGGUGUGCCCUCCUUUUGGCUCUACAACUUGUUCUUCCAUUGGACUGCUAUGAAAUGUUCUUCAGCAAAUGAAGUGUACUAGUUGGCAGAGAAUUAGUGAUACAUGGUAUGACAACUGGCACUGGUAACUUUCCAAAGUGGCUGAUAUCUAAAAGUGGAACUAGCAGUGGAUCUACCUUCUGGCUUGACCAAAAAACCAUGGGUUAGCUUUAGAGCAGAGAGCCUCUCAAAACUUUUUUAUUAGCAGUUGCCAGCAUGAAUUGGUUAGAUGUACACCACAGCACUAAUCUUUAGUGCUAGGCCCUGGAAAUCUUAAACUGAGAAGCAUUGGUUGGAAGAUAGCUGAGAGUACAAGAAUGUUAUUAGAGCACUGAGUUUUCUAGUGCUAAUGGAAAGCAGGUACCCCUAAUGAUGGGAUUGGCUUUGCAACGAUGAGAUUUUUCUCUUUAAAGAUGGCUUUUAGGUUUUUGUUUCUUCCUGGUGUUUAAGAAUUUGUAGGUAUCUGCUUUGCUGCUCCUAGAAGCUUUAUUCCGUUUAAGAUUCCAAGUGAUGGAACUGUCAGGUCCUAUGAAUAAGUGCCUCCUGUAAUGUAACUCCUGAAAAACUAUUUUGUCCGUUGAUUUUUUUUAGUGGAUAUUUAUUGAAGAUUUGUGUCAUAUCUUGUGAACUUGGAAUUUAAGAAAAGAGCCCUUAAAAAAAAAGUUGCUUAAAAUAAGUAACUUCAGCCUUGCGCUGUUUUAACUUUCCAUCUGGAAGCUGGUUCCAGCCAUUAAAUAAAUAUAUAAAUCUUUUGGCUCUCCUUUCUCUAGUGCCUCAAGAUGUUAAGGUUUAGAAGUGCUCCUCCCACAAAGUUGUGAAAUAAAUUUGCCUACAUGUUUGGAAAUGUGACGUAUGAGAUUUUUCCUGCACAUUUCAUCAUACGUACAGCAGAGUAGUAGCUAGAAGAGAUACCAAGAGAUUUCUCCAGGUGUCUUGAGUUUGUGUUCUUUUCUUAGGAAGGCAAAAGAUACCAGCAGGUACUUCAGGGGAAUUAGGCUGUUUGCAUGCAGGUACUUCAGUACAAUCAUAGUGAUGUAUGUACUUGAGUAUUUAUAAAAUGACUAUUAGAUGAAACACAGUACAAUGACUUGGUAAAGUCCCAGAACUAAAUCAGAUUUUAAAAAGAAGAAGAAGCAGUAGUUAUGCAAAUGUCAAUUAAGGUUAAAAUUCAAAAUUGAAAAUAUUUCUCGUCUACUGAAAAUUUAUCCUGAUGGAGAACAUGGCCAAAGUGUUCAGAAAAAUGGGAGGGGGUAGAUUAUAAAACAUAAUAUUUUCAGAGGUUCAGAAUUAUUAGAUUGUUGUUCAGCAUUUGAAGUGGGAAGCUUCUGCGUUCGCUUAAAAAAUUGCACAUUUGUCCCUUUCAAGAAAUGGGUUUGGAUACAGUAUUCAAUUUCCCUUUGGACUUGAAGCUCUCAAACAUUGCAAACCACCCUAAAACAAUUGACCUCUUGAAGAGCCUGGUUCAUCUUCCCUUUACUUCAAGAGAAAGCAAGAAUAACCUCUUAUCAGGAGAUUGCCUAACUCUCAAAUGUGAAGUGUUGUUUUCCAUUCUCAAAAGAAGGUUACAAUUUAGAUUGCCAUGGUGGGGGGAGCAUACAGGGGUGGGAUAGCUUUGGGAAAUGUUAAAGGUUUUUUCAAAUGUUCAAAAACAUGGGAUGUCUUUUCAAGAAAAAUUGAGGAAAAAAUGCAGUUUUAUUGCAUUUUUUAAAUUAUUUUUUUAAUGUAUUGAUUUAGAACAAAUCUUUGUUAAUGUUAUUUUUAAUCUGGAUGGCUAAAUGUUUACAAUCGCCUGCCUGACAUCUGCUCUUAAAGUGUGUGGGGAUAUUGGGGUGGGGGGGCACAGGUGUGCAGCGUGUGGUGCAUGCAAUUCAAAUGGGGGAUUUUAAAACAAACAAAACUGUAAAAAAAAAUCAUGCCAAAGGUAAGGCAGAGACUAGCUGGGUAGAUGGUUAUAUUCUAGACAUUAGCAUUUCACUAUAUUCUCUAUAUACCAUAUAUUAUAAAUUUGCAUGUUAAAGUAAAUAGAAGUAACUUCUAUCUUAUACAGAAAGGGACUUUAACUUUGGAUUACUUGUAAAUUUGGUCACUUGUCUUGAUUCAGGACUGCCUGAACACCUUAAGCUUUAGGGGCUGCUUGAUUUUGUUUUUGUAUUUUAUUUUUUGUCGCCACCAAACUUUUGCUUUGCUGCCUUUUCAUUAAAAAGGGCAUGAUCCAAAGUUUCAUAGAGGGGUUUGAGAGCAGAGCUACUGAGUGGUGGCAGCCAAAUUGACUUGAGUUGCAGCCACCAUAGAACUAGUAGCCAAUUUGCAUCUUCUCCAAUGCUGUAUCUUCCUUUGCUGACCUGUUAUACUGAAAUCGGCAUCAUGGAAACAUCUGGAAGCUUUGUAUCAUGGACAUCCACCAGGACUCAUGUGAGCAGUCAGAAGGUUUCAGACGGCCAGCAGUUUAGCUUUGUUUGCUCAACCAACCUCCCUCAUGUUAGUUCCAAGUAAUCAAAGCUACACUUUUGUGCACAUUUAUUUAUUGCCCACAGGGAACUGUGUGUGUGUGUGUUUAAUUUAUUUUUAAAAACUUCCCUUUCUUUGACUUCUUAUGGAGGGUGUAUUUUUCAUUUAUCGUAUUUGGUGAGUAGACUGUUUUCUCAAGGUGGAGGAAUGGAGCAUCACAAACAGAUUUAAUUUCAGGUUGCAGACCACAGUCCAAAUUAAUUCCAGUGCUUGAUUCUUCUCUAAGAGACUUGAAAUGCUCGGGCUGUGGUUGGGCACGUGAAGUCUUGGAAUCAUGUAACUUUAAAAUUCCCAGGAUUCAAUAUCAUAAGGCUAAGAGUCGGUGAAGUUGCUCAUAGGUAAUAUUGGAAGAAGGACUGAGGCUGGAAUCAGGAGAAUCAUGAUUAUGCAGAUUGACCAAACUGUGUUGAAGAAUUCAUGAAAUUUGCUUUAAAUGAUAAGCUGAUAAGUUGAAUAUUUAUGCUUGCCUGCUGGCUUCAGAAUUUUAAUGUAGAACAAAUGCUAGUCAGUUACCUUUAAAGAUUCCCCCCCUUAAUGUAGAUCAAGCUGUUCUAAGUUAUUUCCCAAACACCUGAUUCACAAGAGUUGCAGUCAAAAACAUGAGAAUUUAUAGCCCUGUAAAAGAGGAAGAUUGACCAGGAGGUGAGUUGGAGAACUUGCAGACACCCUGUCAUUAUUGAGUUUUAUUCCCAAGUAGAGAGGAAAUACUGUUCCUCUGUAGCUUUAGUGGAUUUUGCCCAAAUAAAAGAACACAAUAUUUCAGCAAAAUAAAAAAAUUCCUUCAGUAGCACCUUAAAGACCAACUAAGUUUAUAUUUUGGUAUGAGCUUUCGUGUGUAUGCACACUUCUUCAGGCAUCUGAAGAAGUGUGCAUGCACACGAAAGCUCAUACCAAAAUAUAAACUUAGUUGGUCUUUAAGGUGCUACUGAAGGAAUUUUUUUAUUUUGCUUCGACUCAGACCAACACGGCUACCUACCUGUAACUACAAUAUUUCAGAAUUGUAGCACAGGAAUUGGCAUGCAACAUGAACCGAUGGGGGUGCCUGUAGGUAGAGGAAAGGGACUUAGGAGAGACAGUUCACAUUACUUGUUUCUGUCACAUCCUAGUUUUAGAGAUGGUUUGUACAUUCACAGUUUGGAGAAAUGGUUAUCUCUGAGGACUUUGUGAUCAGGUCUGGAGAGAAGUCCUGUUUUAAUUAUCCUGCUUAAGGGGAGCUUCUUAAAAACAACAAAAUUGUCACCAUAUAUAUAAGUUACCUGUAGAGUGGUUCUUAAUUUUUUUUAAAAAAGAUAAUUUGGCUCUAGUUUCACAUUGGUGCUGUAAACCAAACCAUUUAAAAAAGAAAGUAAUGUUCUUUAUACCAAAGUAUUUCAGCUAUUUGUUUGGAAGUUUGUGGAGUUUUUAAUAGCAUAACCAUCUCCUUCCUAUCCCCACAGCAGGCCAUUUUAUUAGUAGCUCUCCUUACUUACCUCCAGUUUAAUGUCCGGUUGGAGGGUUUUUUCCCACCAGCACCAGUUGUUUUAAUGACAUUCAGAAAGCAUGGAAAUCAUUCAGAAAGCGUAUCCCUCGGAUAACAUGUUGAGUAAAUUCCAAUACUGGAGCUUGUCUCAGAAGAGGAGUGUUCUGAUUUCUGAUUUAAAUUUAAAUGAUUUCAGGCUUAGAGUGCCCUUGGCCCUCUGACCAGUUUUGGGGGUGGGUGGAUAAUUUGCUGAGCUCAUUGCUUUCCCUACAUGCCGAGAAAUCUGAAAACAAGCAGGUGCCCUUUAAAAAAUAUAUCAGUUGUACCUUUGAUUUUAAAAGAUAAUUAGAGAAUAGAAUCUCCCUGGGGUGUCUUCAAGAGUCUUUGUGAAGCACUCUUUUCUGUGCCCUAUGGGACCCAUCCUCGUAGGUUCAGUCCAGCAACAUAGGACAGUUCAGUGUCACUUAUUUCCAAUUAGGGUUUGCUAGUCAUCUCUCAGUGUGAUUUCACUGUCCUAACUUCCGUUGCCCGCUACUUGGCAUGCACCAAAUUUUAGAACAGAGACUUUCCUUUUCCUAGUCAGCACCCCACCUCCCUGUCAGCAGUCCAAACAGCUUGUCAGAAGUAGUUGCCUGCCUCCAAGCAGCGAGGCCAGUCUGAUCAAUUUUAGUGGAACUUUUGGAUUUAGAAACAUACCUACAAUAGUAUAAGGUAAAUGACAUUCUUGCUUACUUUUGAAAAGCUUUUUUUUUACUCUGUUUGUAAAAACCCUCAUAGAAGCUUAAAAAUAAAACUCUCUUUCCCUAAA
This is a messenger RNA of Zootoca vivipara (common lizard), 18142 nucleotides long. The record is from RefSeq and is a predicted model, not a curated record. NCBI's taxonomy places the organism in Eukaryota, Metazoa, Chordata, Lepidosauria, Squamata, Lacertidae.